Messenger RNA from Phytophthora sojae, 2139 nucleotides. RefSeq lists its product as hypothetical. Bases 1 to 2139 code for a protein of 712 amino acids. The record is from RefSeq and is a predicted model, not a curated record. The transcript is spliced from 7 exons. Lineage: Eukaryota; Oomycota; Peronosporomycetes; Peronosporales; Peronosporaceae. Gene Ontology annotation, molecular function: zinc ion binding.
AUGGGGGACCGCGGUGGCGAGAACGGCCGCGUCGUCAUGAUCGUGCGCGCCAACUCCCCGCGCCGCAACGGCGACGCGCCCGGAGGAGGCGGCCCAGGCGGCAGUCCCGGAGGCGGCGGCGGCAACGACCCGCUGGCGCUCAACCUGGGCGCCAUGGAGGCGGACUGGCGCCAGCAGCAGUUCCAGCGUCAGCGCAUGCAGCUGCUGAGCAUGGCCAUCUUCCUCUGCUUCCUCGUCCUCUUCUUCGAUAACCGCGCGGGGGACGCGCGCAGAGGCGGAGGCGCCAGGGGCUCGCAGGGCCUGGGAGGGGACCGCAGCCGCUACUCGUUGCCGCAAAACGCCUUCAACGACACGGACCGGGUGCAAAAGGUGCACGAGUUAGAGAAUUUGCUGAAAGAGCAGCCCGCGUACCGCCACAAGGAGCCGCCGCUGAACGUCACGGGCAUUUACUCGGGUACUUGGGACUCGUUGCUGGCGGAGGAGUACGACGCCAAUAAACCCGUGUACAAGGACAUUAUUCCGUACUUGAAGGUGGAUCGGGAGAUUCAGUUGCAGCAGUACACGCAGCCAGUGGAGACCGGUCACACGUGGCUGUUCUUAAAGAUGAAGCCUCCUGCCUCUAAAGAGCUGACGAAGGAGGUGGCGUACGUCACGGGUCAGCUGGUGAUUUACGAGGAGCAGGCCUCUCUUGCGGCAACAAUUUUGCCAGUUCAGGGAGUUUUCCUGCGUAAACUGGCAAAGUUGACACUGUUCGGCAACAGUCCCGACUCUAGCGUGCAGAUUUUGUAUCGCAAGGACAAGAGCAAUGGCAAUGCUGCAGCCAAUUUAGAGAGACUUCCGCGUCAACCCAGAGCAGAGUUGAUGAAUCUGGGCGUGCUGGAUGGGGUUCCUGCGGUGGAGAACAGGGACGAGUACGCGGCCAUUGACAUCUCGCCGCCGCGGUAUUCGUACGUGUCGCGGUUCCGCAGCAGCGACUCGUUCAGUGACCAGUGUGUGAGCAUCGUGGAGAUGUCGCUGGUGAACGACACCAGCAAGCCACCGCGCAAGGGAGGGGAGGACGACGAAGACGAUGACGCGGCGACCGUGUUGCAGAAGUCCAUGCGCCACAUGAAGCUGGAGGGAACGCUCGCGAGUGUGAACUGUGGACUGUAUCUGAAGCUGGACACGACGUUCCAGGAGGAGAACCUGAACGUGUUCUUCGCCAAGGCGUCUCGCUAUGCCGUGAUCAUGACGUUCAUCGCUAUGGCUGAGAUCUAUUUCCUCCUGAGGCAGCUGCAGAUUUCGAGCACCCAGGCGACGGCAGCGAAGGUGUCGUUGCUGACUAUCGGGCAGCAGGCGAUUGUAGACUCGUACUUGUGUCUGGGCCACCUGACGGUGGGCAUCGUGGCGCAGAACGUGUUUGCUGCUUUCGCUUCGGUCGCGUUCGUGAAGCUCAUCAUCUUCUCGGUGUUUGAGAUGCGGUACCUGCUGAUCAUCUGGAAGGCGCGGAGACCGCAAGGCUUCUCGGAGGGAUGGCUCACGUUGCGUCGGGAGCUCACGACGCUCUACUCGCGGUUCUACCUGUCAUUACUCGCUGGGCUGUGCAUCUUCUACAACUUCUCGAACCACUUGCCCGUGCUGGUCUUCAUCUGCUAUUCAUUCUGGGUUCCCCAAAUUGUCCACAACGUCCACCGGGAGGUGCGGAAUCCAUUUGACCUCGGGUAUCUGUACGGCAUCAGCGCGCUGCGCUUGUUCUUGCCGCUGUAUUUCUACGGCUGCCCGGACAACUUCCUCACCGCCUUCCCGAUGUACGAGAGCAAGAUCGACCCGCAUUUCUGCUACGUGUUGGCAGUGUGGAUGGGGCUGCAGGUCGGAAUCUUAGCUCUGCAACAGCGGUACGGUCCGAGGUUCUUCGUGCCUGCGCGGUUCCUGCCCGUCAAGUACAACUACGAGCGGCGCAUCAACCUGCAGCAGCUGGCACUGCUCAAGGACGGCGACAACUCCAUCGACUGCGUGAUCUGCAUGGUGGAGCUGGACAUCGAAGCGCGCGACUACAUGAUCGCGCCGUGCGACCACAUCUUCCACCGCGAGUGCUUGCAGGGCUGGAUGCAGGUCAAGAUGGAGUGUCCAACAUGUCGACAUGUCCUACCGGAGCCCUAA